Molecule: messenger RNA, 807 nt
Organism: Phragmites australis (common reed)
Lineage: Eukaryota; Viridiplantae; Streptophyta; Magnoliopsida; Poales; Poaceae
Exons: 2
Coding region: 1-807 (268 amino acids)
Molecular function (GO): nucleic acid binding
Source: RefSeq, a predicted model, not a curated record
AUGAAGGCUGAUGAGUUCCGUGACCUAAAGCAAGGGUCAAUGACAGUGAACCAGUACAUUUGGAAGUUCAUCCGCCUUUCUCGCUACGCACUUAAAGAGGUAUCAACGGAUAAGAAGAAGCAGGAUCGCUUCAAGAAGGGACUGCAACACAGUUUGUAUAUUCAGCCUGCGCCUGUUAUCUACCCCGACUUCAAUACCAUGAUGAACAAGACCCUCCUACUAGAGGAGGACUGUGCACCCAUAGAGGUAGAAAGAAAAAGAAAGUUCGCUGAUCGGAAGCCACAGGGCGAAUUCUCCUACAAUAAUAGUUUUCAAGCUAGUCUGAAGAUGUCCCCCUUUGAGGCAUUAUAUGGGAGAAAAUGUAGAACACCCUUGCUAUGGUCAGAAGUUGGUGAGCGCACGCUCUUUGGGCCAGCGUUACUCAAGGACACAGAAGAACAAGUUGCCAAGAUAAGGGAGAACUUGAGAGCAGCUCAGAGUAGACAGAAAGGUUAUGCAGAUAACCAGAGGAGAGACUUGACCUUCGAAGUAGGAGAUUACGUCUACCUUAAGGUAUCCCCAAUAAGAGGCACUCGGAAGUUCCAGAUUCAUGGGAAGUUAUCGCCUAGAUAUGUGGGACCUUACCAGAUACUCGAAAAGAUUGUCUCGGUAGCUUACAAGAUAGCUCUUCCGGAAGAGAUGUCCGAUGUACAUAAUGUGUUCCAUGUUUCACAAUUAAAGAAGUGUCUAAGAGUUCCAGAGGAACAAGUCCCCUUGGAAGUUAUGGAUCUACAGCAGGAUCUUCAGUAUGAGGAAAGACCUAUCUGA